GUGAACAGCUUUUGGGUUCUCUUUGUUUGUUUGCGUAUCGCAUUGGAAGCCUUGAAAGGUUGAAUGAAGUCCUGUCUAAUUAUGGUCCUGAAAACUGUAGAGGAUUUCCACGCAUCACCAUUAAAGAAAGAAAAGGGCAGCAGACUGCAAUAGAAAAGCACAACAUACAAGUAGCGUCAUUCUCAGGAUCUACUGAAAGGGAAAUUCUGAAAAACUUUGAAGAGAUUGUGGAGACAUCCUUGCCACUCGAGAAACUGAAGGCAUAUUAUGAGGAAUGUGCUGGCUCAGCAAAGCAAGUGGUCUUGAGCUAUGUUACCUUCUUUGAGCAAAGGAAAUCAUUCAUAGCAGAUAUUCUUGAGAAUGGAGUAUUUAUGCGUGAUCAUGGGUCUAAACAGGAAAGAGUCAAUCUUGUAGACAAAACAGAACUUAAAUCAUUUCUGGAGGAGCAUAAAGAAUACUGGGCUAAUAAACUUGAAGAAGUGGAGGAAAAGUUCUUAGCACUAGAUCAAUGUCAAGGAACACUUCAGGGGCCAAAACAGAAAAAGAGGAAAAGAUCCGAGAAAAAGCCACAAGCAGAUGUCAGUGAUAACUUCUCCAAGCUUGCGGGAGAGCUUCAGAUUGAGUUCUUCAGCAAGGUAUGCUGUGAUUGGCGAGGAAUUGCUUUGACCAUGCGGGACAAAGUGUUUAAACCAGAAGAUGAAGAACUUAUAGACAUCCAUGACAUAAAGGUAUACUUUGUUUUUUUAAACCUUGACUUACAAAAUAUACUCAUUUACCAUAAAUAUAUCAAUGAUCGUUUUUUAUCUUGUUUGUGCUUUUUUCAGUGCAAAGAAUGGGGCUUCUUACUAAAGAAGUUAUUUGGCCAACACUUGGGCACUGGUGACUAUGGACAUCUUGUUGUGGACCACAGUGCGAUGCUUCUUAGACAUUUUCGUUCCAUGUACAAAUAUUCUGGUCAAGGAUUUGAGUCGUCACACAAGUUGCAUAGACAGCUAUAUUCCAAGGCUACCAAUCAUGAUUCCUCUGGACCAGGCCAAUCUUUGAAUCAAAUACUCACCCACUGGUAUGCAACCAUGCUUCUGUCCCUACGAUAUGCAUUCCAUCAAGCAAGCGACUGCAUUUAUUCAGGCAAGAAAAAGUUCUGCUACCGUGGGUGCGGGUGGAAGAGUAUUAGUACAAAAACAUGGUCGGAGGAGACAAAGAAAUGGAUACUAACGAUGAAUGGCCUGUUCAACCAAAUGUUUGGCAGUGACUUUCUUUCGUACAGUUACAACAAAGACCAUGGAACCCAUGUGACCAAUGAUGUGAUAUCGAGGCUCCGUGAGUAUGAUCAUGUUUACUGGGAACGCGAAUAUGCCAAGCAUGUGUCAGACAGCAGGGAAAAUGAACGACCACUCCCAGAAGGCACCAAUGAUGACUUUUGUAUCCCAGGAGCUUAUCUGAAUACAGACUUACAGCCUAAUGCCCCUACAAAGUUAUCAAAGCACCCUCCAGCAGUUAAUCUUAGUACUUGCUUGCACAAUGGCAGCCCCACAGACAUAAGUCAGCCAACACCUAUGGACGUGAGUUUUGAAAUGAAACAAAGUGAGCAGACGCCCAUAAAUGUAAAGAAGGAUGACUCUGUGACGGAAGAGCGUUCCUUUGAUUCGGGGUCGGAUCUUCGUGUUGCUAUAGCUAAAGCUAAAACAAGAGCUGAAGAGGCAGCCCUAUUCACCUUGUUACCACCAGUGUCCAGAAGUUCAGCCUCGGUUCUGCAGCCAGUCUACGGUGAGAUGUCAGCUUCAGAUCCUUACACUCUAAAGGAACGCCCCUGUGAAAAUGUCAUUGAGAAGGCACAGAAGCUGCUUGUUGAUCAGAGAAGAAAAGGAAUGCAUCCAUCUGGUAUAAGCAUUGUUGGAACAGGGCAGUUUUCAGAAGAUGGCUUGUCCGUUCUAAGGAAGUUCUGCUCCCUGGCAGGUACUAAAUGGAAAGUAUCAUCUGAAGCAAAUUGGCUCUCCCAGUUGAAGUGCUCAGUGGCAGAUCUGGUCCUAAUUCAAGAUGCUCUAUGGCAUCAUUCAGCUACCACACCAAUAUUAAGAUUUGGAAGGAAAAGCAUCGAUGUCACCUCUUUUUCUGAACUAACAGGAGAGAGGUACAUCGAUAGCUUUGUCAUAGACAUCUGUAUUGGAAAGUAUUUGGAAGAAGCCAGAGAAAAUGGGAAUGAUGACACCCUGUACUUCCCUUCUGAAUUCUACGACUGGAUGAAGUCAAGUGACAGGAGUUUCAAGCGAACACGGGUUGCAGACGUAGCAUCUGACUUACUUUUGUUUGACAACUUACAGCAAAUAUUAGUACCAGUUCAUCUGCCAAACCACUGGGGCUUAAGUGUUGUUGAUGUGGCAAAUAUGGAGAUGUACUUUGACGAUGGCCUAGCGCGUGNUGUUUCAUAUUUAGAGGAAACUUAA
Orbicella faveolata is the source of this 2444-nucleotide messenger RNA. RefSeq lists its product as uncharacterized. The record is from RefSeq and is a predicted model, not a curated record. NCBI's taxonomy places the organism in Eukaryota, Metazoa, Cnidaria, Anthozoa, Scleractinia, Merulinidae.